Messenger RNA from Schistosoma intercalatum, 3949 nucleotides. The record is from the annotation of a GenBank genome assembly. Lineage: Eukaryota; Metazoa; Platyhelminthes; Trematoda; Strigeidida; Schistosomatidae.
GAACAAUUCGUUACAUUGUGAAGUUUUGAUCUUCCUACUUUGUGCAGAUUUAAGCAAAAUGCGGUUAGCUUGUCGGUUUUUCUGUGAACGCUUUCAAAUAAAAAUGAAGAUUUUGUUGAGUUAAUUUUGAUUUAUUUUCACAUUUUAUUAAUAUUUCACAGUGCUUUUGAAAUGUAAUUAUGUGUUUUUUUCUUACAUUUCCAAAUAAUCCACAACCUUUUUGUGUGAAAAGAACAGUGUAUGAAAAGUCUAAGCCUCUCUAGUCAUGAAUUUACUGUUGUUGGUCUUUGUAUGGAAUAUCGCGGGCUGUGGACGGCUUUCAAUAACGUGAAUAUUGUCCGCCUCAAACCCGCGAAAACACUAUAAAUUUCAGCCUAGGCUAGGGGUACUUUCACAUAAUUUAAAACGCUUGUUAUUUGUUGUACGGUUUUUGUUUGUACCUGAGCAAGUCAUGGUUUUUCCUUUUACACAUCAGAAAAUGUGAUAUGAAUUCUCAGUCAGUUAAAUCACUGAAGCUGUUUUUAGUCCUAAUUACUCAGGCAAACUACAUAAUAUUUACGCCAAUGACUGAAACGCUAGGUUAUACAGUUUCCGGUCUUUAACUAAACAUAUGUUUCCCAACUCUUAUUCUCUUUUAUUCACUUUCUCUGAAGAUGUUUAAACAGUAUUUAUAUCCUAGGAUAUAACUUAGAAAGACCUAGUGUUAUGUUAAUCACUGCGCUGUUGUCAGAUAUUUCUUUGGUUUUGUAGAUCGAGAGCUUAGAGUAUCUCUUGAGGUUUCCUAUAAUUGGAUCUUCUGCAUAUUCCGAAGGUAUCCCUCCAUUUCGAGAUGAACACUCGUGAUUCGUUAAUACUCUUCUAGCUUCUUGAGGCUUAAAGUGUAGUUUGUAAUACUUUAAUAGCGAAAUCGCUGAUUUUCUGUUCAUUCUUAAACUUUUCCCACGUAGAAAGGUAGAUUCCCUUUAAUAUUUUUAUGCCAUUAAAAAAACGCUUUUGUGUUCGAUACUUUUCGAUGUGAGACGUGUGGUUAUUCCACCAUCAUUUUUCGAAAAAUAAGUCAACUUCCAAGAUUAUAGUUUUGAAUGAGCCUUGGUGCCAGAUUUUUCAAAUAAAAUCUGGACAGCAUUUAGUAGAGUUUGGAGUGGUGAUGGAAAGUAGUUUCAAAAUUUUCUAGAUUUCCUUAAAAUAUCAAUAAUUUAUAAGAUCUUUGACGCCUCUAGUUUCUCAGAGAAGUUUAGGAUUUUAUUCGAGCUUCCUUAUCUUUGUUAAUUUUAGACGAUGAAACCUACUUUACAAGUAAACUGAACUUCUUGCCGAACGUUUUUGUUUAGGAUCUAGUUAUAUCCUCUUACUGCCCGUAUUUGAGUUCGGACUGACGAACUACUGGUUGGAUGACGGGUAAUUCAGUUAAUAGUCUGCUUCUCCAUACUGCGAGUUAGCAUGUCGGACAGCUUAAAAUUAAUCUAGAAACAACAGGUACUUCUAGUUUUCACUUUUAUUCACACCUCACACUGGAUUUUGGCAAAUUCACUUAUCUCCUUUUUAUACAUAACCUUGUUUACUUCAGUAUCUACUGUAAUCUCUUUGGUUUCUGUGCCGUUUUAUCAUCCAAAGUGAAACCAUUGGGAUCGAAUACAGCCUAGUUUAUUACCAGCAUAUAAUAAAUCGGGUUGAUUACAGAUAACACUGAAAAACUAGUGGUUUCUAAUUUGAAUUUGUCUUGUGACUUCAAAAACUAGUUUUUUUACAGGAGACAUUCUUGAUUGUUACAACAACAAGUUAGGUGUAUGAUGUUUUAUAAGGUAACUUUAGUAUACUGAUAUGUGGCGUUUCAUGUUUAAUUAUGAUGACGUCUUAAAAAUUUCGGUGGUUUGUUUUUUAAUUUUUUUUCUGUAGAUAAUAACUUUCAAUCGGCUACAAGUCUUCCUAAAGUAUUACAACAAAAUGAAUUUAUUCUGUAUUAUCCUAUUAAUUUUGGCAUGUAUGCCAAGAGUUUGCAUUUACGGCAAAAGAUAUUUAUUUUAUGAUGUGUUUUAUGGAGAAGGUUUCAAUUUGAAACGUGAUGUUUAUAUUCGGAUUGCCAAUACAGUACGUCUUUUAAGAGACCCAAGCCAAAUACCAAAUUUUGCUCUACACGACAUAAACGUAAAAAAUUUAACUGGUGAAGAUUGGAUUCUAGUUUUACCGCCUUGGGGUCCACUUCCUCAUUGGUUCAAUGACAGAUCAUAUGAAAGAUAUACAAAUCAUAGUUAUUUUAAUAAUUGGUCAGGCAUUCCAUGGUCAAUGUUUUUUGAUUUAAACAGUCUCUCAUUAUUUAUACCAGUUAUGGAUUUAAUUGAAUUUCAACGCAGUAACGUAUUGGAUUCACAACAAUCAUUAUUAAACAGGUCAUCCAACCAUCCGUUGACAAUCGAUUUAGCUCUUCAGUUAGUUCGUGGAGAUUUUAAUGAAAAAUUGGGGCAAUAUUCAAAUGUUAAUAAUCGUAAAGUAGAUUUUUGUCCAUUUGAAUUACGCGAAUUAUAUCGAUUAAAUGACUCAUCAUCGUCAUUCAGUCGGCCAAUAGAAUUAUUUGAAGGAAGUAGUUUUAAUUUACAAAAUGGUAUAUUACCAAUGAAAGCAUCUGCAUAUGAUUGUAUCACUGGAGAUUUAGAACCUGUUCAUUUAGCACCAUUCUUAAUUCAAUUAAUUGAAAAUUCUGAAAAGCCUAUUACAACUUUAUACUUAGACUCAGCUCAGUCGAUUAUACACGGUCAUUGGAGUGAAUGGAGUCAAGAAUAUUGGACUGUACGUCGAAGCAUUACAAUAGCAAAACAUUUACGUGAUAUUGGUGAUAAUUACCGUGGAGCUUAUUUACAUUCUAAUGAUAUUUCAGAUCGUACAGUAUCACCGUCAAUAGUUGAACAUCUUGGUCCAGGUUCCAGUUGGCUACGUCCACAAUGGCCACUUUCACCAGCUCUAGGUGGACCAUAUGUAGCGGUUCAUUGGCGUUGUGGAGAUUUUGUUACUACAAGUACUAACGCUACAACAACAACUGUUACUACUACUAGUCGAUCUCCUAAUAAUGUUUUAGCAGCCCAACAAAUUCUAAAUGCUGUCAAGAUAUUUAAUCAGUAUGAAAAUCAUUACAUCGAUACAAUUUAUCUAGCCACCGAUGCUAAUAAAGAAGAACUAGAAAAUCUGAAGAGUUUACUUUAUCCACUUCAAGUAUUUCAUUUUGAGCCAACUGAAUCCGAGUGGAUAUCUUAUGGCCCAGGUGGUUCAGCAAUUAUAGAUCAAUGGAUUUGUGCACAUGCUAGAUAUUUCAUUGGGACUAGUUCAUCGACAUUUACUUAUCGUAUUGUUGAAGAACGUUCAAUUAUGGGCUUUCUAUUAAAUACUACCUUAAAUAAUCUCUGUCCAAAUGGACCAAUCUAUUUAUAUAAACCAAAUUAUUAUAAUACAGAAUUAUCUACAUGUCAAUCAUUAACUGAAUGGCCAGUGAUUUAUGAAAAACAAUACACUAUCUCAUCAUCAUCACCAGCAGCAUCAUCAUCAUCAUUAUCACCAAUGAUCAAUGAUAAACUACUUUCAGAUAAAUAUAUUAAAGAUGAAUUAUAAUGUUGGAUAAUGUUUAACCUAUAGGAAGAGACUGAUACAGCAUAUUACCCCUCUACUAUCACUACUACGACUACUACUACUACUGCUACUGGCUUCGAUCAUUCUCUCCUCUAUGUUCCUUUUCUUUUUGCUUGUGACUCUCAUGAUUAUUUAGAUUAUUAUCACUGUUUUCUUUUGCGUAUGUAUAUGUAUAUAUAUGUUUGUCUAGCUGAAAUUGUUAUGCUAAGAUUUCAGAUCUUCGAAAGAAAACAAAUAUUAUUUCUUUUAAUGAUAAUCGUUUAGUGUAUCGUUAUUUUUUUUCAGUGUUAACUUUUCAAUGGUUGCCUAUAUAAUGCCAUUAGUCCAUGUUUUA